AUGUCAACUUCGCGCUCAGAAUCUCAGAAUGCUUCUCCAUAUCGCCGAAAGCGGUCCAACACUGUUCAGUCCUUGCUACGCUCACCAGUCCUAGAACCUCUCGCUAUCGGAAGUUCUACGGAACUCUCCCUCUGGGUACUCGAUACAAAGGCAUCAUCCGCGGAUGUUAUCUUCAAUCCGGAAUUCUGGCCUGGUAUUGGGGAGGGAGAUUACGUUAAAGUAACUACAGUGAACGAGGAUGAUGAUGGUCAUCGUAGUGAUUGGGAAAAGGACGGGUUUCUCUUCAUGGUCAAGCGACCUACGGAAGAAACACGUUCUUUGAAUACCCCACAAAUUUCUGUGUCGAAGGCUAUUGCGGAUGCCUUCGGAAUGAGGAAUCAUGCCACUGUUAGACUGACCAAGGUCGAUAGCUCAAAGAUGCAUGCGGAAUAUAUUGAGAUAAUAUUCCAAGACCAAUACUUGGGCCGCUCUGAUAUGUGGAGACUUGGAAAACAGCUACAAGACCGAUGCGUACACCGAGGCCAAGAGAUCUACUUUGUCGGAUCACCUACAGGGAAGAUUCAAAACGUUUAUAUCAAUGGCAGAAAGGUCUCAACCGGACUAAUCACUUCAACGACCAAAUGCAUCUAUCGAUCGUUGUCAGCAAAAGUCACCAUAUUCAUUCAGGUCUGUCGUGAACUCUGGGAGUUUGCCGGAGAUGGAGAACGUUACACGGAGAAAAUUGUACAUUGUUUCUUGCCUGAGCUAUUUCGUCGGUGGUGUGAAGCAGACACCAAUCACAUUGUGACAAUAGUGUUGAUCUCGAGAGUUUACUAUCUUGACUCUGAGAUUGACUAUGCGGCUGGGCCUCUUCGGCAGGAUGACGAGGGCAGAUGGUACAAGGACUUCUUCAAAGUCAUCACAGAUCUAGAGAUUUUGCAGGAGUGGAAACCAACGCUUGUCAGUCUGAAGGAGUCAUUUGUGGCAUUCCAGCGCGAUAUCCUUCUAACGCACCACUACCACCGAGCAUCCCUUGGCGCUCGAUAUGGUUCAGAUGUAGUUAAUCCGUCGGAAGUAAAGCUAGUUGGACGUAUAUCUUUCGCUCACGAGGGUCCGAUCCUUGAGGCGCUGAACCUUGCUCUUAACCCCAUGGAAACGCACUACGUUGACCGCUCUCUUUCACUUACCGGCGCCGCUAUUAUCUUGAUCACUCCUGGAACAGGUUAUUUCAAAGUAUCAAAAAGACUGCUCCGCAUGACCACGAGUCGAUUACUAGAACAAGGAGUUGGUUUGGACAUAGUUUCUCUCACCAAGCAUCCAUUACAUCAAACACCAAUCUUCUCAUUUAAAGGGUAUGAGCCGGAACCCCGCCCAGAGAUGUCUAGAAGUGGGUGGAGGAGCAGUGAUCCGCUUUGGGGAGGCGAUGACGAAACGGCUGAAGCCGCCGGGCGCGAGAAGUCAACCUUCUGGUGGGAGCCCUUCUGGGUCACGAUGUCUUUCUGGGACCAGCAGAUGGACCAGCCCUUCCGGCAGGACAGGUUCGUGGCCCGCGCAAGAAUGCAUCAGAUCGAAAUGCUCGGACUUCUCGAGCAUGAUGUCCUUGCGAGCAUCCAAGUACCCUUCCUUCCCGACUGCCUGGCCCCUGCGCAGCCUCCGGCGGAUGCAAAUGCCGAAGAAUACCAUGAGGCAUUCAAACUUGAGGCUGAAAGAUUUGACCUAGAGCGACUUGCACUGCGGAAGAACCUUCCGGUGCAUCUGGGAAAAGACUCUGCUCCAUCUUCAGGGGCUACGGUCAUUAUGGAUUCAUCCUCAUAUCGGUCGCAUCCAUACGAUAAACGUCCUUCCUAUGUUCUUCAGCGUACCUCAACUAUAAACCCAAGAAUAACUCCAAUAGAAGAGAGCCCGCGCAGGAUAUUCCUGGAGCUCCCCCCUGAAGGCGAUGAGAAGGAUGCAAUGGCGACAACAACAGUACUAAGCAGCUCGCCGUCAUCUUCCAUCCGGACUAGUAAAUCCGAGGAAUCCUCUCAAACAGAAGAUAACGUGAAGGGUGCCACAAUAAGGGAAUCAUUUGGCGCGAAGCUUACGUCGUCUUGGCUGUUUAACCCAUUGCGGAACUUGACGUCUCGUCAAACACAGUCUAGUAAUGAUACGAAUACAGACAUGUCGCAGGUUACUCCAGUUUCUGGUCCAUCGCUCUCACGAGAGCGUGUGCAACCGGGGCGCCCUUCGACGUCUACGGCAGUCUCUCUGCCUCAAGCCCGUACGCCUCGACCAAUGGCCAUUCGCAACACACCCACGAGACGUCCUGUGCUCAGUCAGCAAUCUGAGGAAGAUUUAUCCACCUCCUCUCGGAGCAACACUUUCGUUCCCCCGAUGCGUGCUUCGCCAAGAUCAAGGGACGAUACAAUCUACAUUCAGCGUCGGUCAACGAUUUCUUCGCUGAAUAUGCCCUUAACCACGUCUUCACCUAAUGUUAGGACAAACCCUUUACGCGUCACCGCCGCGAUGCCAUAUGCUCAGACGUCCCUUGCUUCCCGCUGGCAGCACAUGUUCCCUCAACCUCUGUACAAGCACCAAAUUAAGUGGGGGUCAAUGGUCACACCGGGUUGUCUUCCAUUGACCACCGAAUAUUUCCCUUCCAAAUCGGAGUUGGAGACUUCAUACGAUGUCUUUUCGUAUGACUUCGUUAUUGAUCCCCCGGAAAUGAAGUCGUUCCUGGUGAAGAGACCAACAAUAGGGAGGGAGUCUGUAGAUGAGGCCCGGAGGGCAUAUGCGCUUGUCGUAAUGAGAGGAAUGGCUGCCCUUCGUCUUGUGCAAGGAUUCCAAUUCAUUGUCCGCCCCAAAGUCUCCGACAAAGAGAGCAAGAAACGGGAGCAUGAUAUGAGAUAUUUUUCCCUCGAUGAUGAUCGUACGCCAAAGCCAGCGGGGGCGUCUCAGAUUUUCCAGGAAGGCAUAGAUCCUGUCUUUCUCAGUAUGAGCAACGAGAUCCAUCGCAUCUCAUACAAUGGUGAGGCGAUCCAAGUACGUAGAUACGUGCGACGUAUGCCAUUGUCGCGUUCCUUCGACUACAAGUGCUUGGUGUGGCCUAAGGAUGGUGUCGGCUACACGGAGCUCUCGACAACAUUUGGGGCUCAUGGGUUGGAGAGCUACGGUUGGAACCGACUCGACAUGCUGAUUGCGGGCUAUGAACAUCAGUUCAGCGAGUCCCUGCGUUAUUGGCGGACACGCUUCAUCGUCAUCCCGACACUUGAGGCCCCUCAGCCAACACUUGGGGCAUCUGGUGAGAAGCUCAAUGACGAGGAGACUCGGCUACUCGGCUCGGACAAACUCGCAGAGCUGUGGUCGAAGUUACGCUGGAUCCUCCCUGCAGAACGCGACAAGAACGCCGUUUACCCUCCCUUACGCUUCCUGCCCACCUAUCUCAGCCCAACUGCAAGCAUCGAUGAUGAGCAUCUUGUGUCACAGCUCGAGGACAUAAUGGCUUCAGGGCCGUUACAAAAGAAAAUGAAAAGUGAACGUGAGAUCGCUGAGAUGAGCCUUGCGUCCAUCGCGAAACUUAUGCGUGAGGAUCGUGGUCUCUCCAUCAAGGACCACAGGUGGCAUAACUCACUAUACGAGGAUUCAUUUACGGGUUAUGAUUUCGUUAGUUGGUUAUGUAGGGAGUUUAGGGAUGUAUCUACGAGAGAACAGGCACAGGAAUGGGGGAUGAAGUUACUCGAGCAAGGUUUGUUUGAGCAUUGUCGAGGAAAGCAUGGAUUCCUGGAUGGACACUAUUUCUAUCGGCUCAGGAGUGAAUAUGCCAUCCCCCGGACACCGAAAUCAGCAAGGGGCUGGAGCUUCCGUUCGGUAGCACGACAUGUAUCGGGUGAAGAGAGAGAUGGACGACCUAUAGGUUAUUAUCCGGGUGGACCGAAGGGUGGGCUCACAAGCAAGAAGAAUCGCAAGCGACUUGUGCUCAGCCAGACAAUGGUAGUGGAUAUUGAUCCCAGUAAAAAAAGCGACCAGGCGGAAAGUCUGAUCUUACACUACGACCUUAUUCACAACCCUGCAAACGUCUUUCACUUCGAACUUCACUGGCUUGGGACAACUGCACGUUUAAUCGAAGAGCAAUUGCGUGCAUGGAGUGCAAAGAUCGAACGCUACGGGCUCAAGCUCGUAGAGGCGUACGUCACCCAGAUCUCUGAUAUCCGGGAGCGUAACGCAUUCCAAAGCUGCUUCCCCCUACGUCUUGCACUUCCACCACCGGUCGUACCCGACAUAGAGAAACGUCUUCGUGGACCAGGAACAGAAUGCUCUACGCCUGCUCAAUAUUACUUCGAGUAUGCCCUGCUAAGACACUUCCACUUCAUUCUCGACAUCGAAGCGACGGACUUAUACCCGCACAACGUCGAUGUGUUCUAUUCAUAUCGAAGGGGCGCUUUCACACAUUCACAGUUCGUACAUCGUACUGGUGUUGCCUUCGUACAAGUGCUCGGUGGGGCAGAGGGAUUUUUGUUCCUUAUUAACCGACUUAUGGGACCUGGACGGAUGGGUGCGAGUAUGAAGAGUCGAGGGAUACAACCUGCUGAUGCAGCUGAAGAGCUUAGAUUGCAGAUGAUUGAGUUUUGUUCUGAUAAAGCGACGUUGUCGGUUUUCUAUGACAAGGUUUUGGCCAACCUGCCUAGUGUUCCAGAGGAACCUCCUCCGUUGUCGAUUUGAUGCGUUCCCUCUUGCCUUGCUGCUAGUUGUCUUGCUUGCAUACCCUUCCCAAUUGUAUUAC
Molecule: messenger RNA, 4738 nt
Organism: Fomitiporia mediterranea MF3/22
Lineage: Eukaryota; Fungi; Basidiomycota; Agaricomycetes; Hymenochaetales; Hymenochaetaceae
Exons: 7
Coding region: 1-4677 (1558 amino acids)
Biological process (GO): negative regulation of TORC1 signaling; intracellular signal transduction; positive regulation of autophagy
Cellular component (GO): GATOR1 complex
Molecular function (GO): GTPase activator activity
Source: RefSeq, a predicted model, not a curated record